This is a messenger RNA of Nematostella vectensis (starlet sea anemone), 1219 nucleotides long. Its product is annotated as 60S ribosomal protein L4-A. Gene Ontology annotation, molecular function: structural constituent of ribosome; RNA binding. NCBI's taxonomy places the organism in Eukaryota, Metazoa, Cnidaria, Anthozoa, Actiniaria, Edwardsiidae. Gene Ontology annotation, cellular component: ribosome; cytosolic large ribosomal subunit. The record is from RefSeq and is a predicted model, not a curated record. Bases 90 to 1166 code for a protein of 358 amino acids. The transcript has 6 exons. Gene Ontology annotation, biological process: translation.
CUUGUUUCAGGCGCAUUUCCCGAACCCCCCUAUAGGCCAGGCACACGUGUGACUAGUUCUCUUUCGCCGGCCAUCUUGAACCAACGAAAAUGGCAGCGCGCCCUGUCAUCACAGUAUUUAACGAGAAUGGGGAGAGUGCAGGACAAACCACCCUGCCCGCCGUCUUCAAGGCACCCAUCAGACCUGAUUUAGUGAACUUUGUUCACUCCAACAUUGCCAAGAACAAGCGCCAGCCUUAUGCCGUCAACAAACUGGCAGGUCACCAGACUUCUGCCGAGUCCUGGGGUACUGGACGUGCUGUUGCUAGGAUCCCCCGUGUCCGAGGUGGUGGAACCCAUCGCUCCGGCCAGGGUGCCUUUGGUAACAUGUGCCGGGGUGGACGCAUGUUUGCGCCCACUAAAACCUGGCGCAAGUGGCAUACUAAGGUCAAUGUUCAGCAGCGCAGGUUUGCUGUGUGCUCUGCUCUAGCCGCCUCUGCUCUACCUGCUCUCAUCAUGGCCCGUGGUCACCGUAUUGAGAAGAUUGCUGAGGUUCCUCUGGUGAUUUCUGAUGCCAUUGAGUCUGUUACCAAGACCAGCGCAGCUGUCAAGCUGUUGAAGGCUGUCAAUGCCUAUGAAGAUGUGGAAAAGUGCAUUGACUCCAAGAAGAUUCGUGCUGGCAAGGGUAAAAUGCGCAACCGCAGAACUGUCAUGCGCAAGGGUCCUCUUAUCAUCUACAACAAUGACCAAGGCCUCCGCCAAGCUUUCCGCAACCUCCCUGGAGUUGAACUGCAACAUGUUGACCGACUCAACCUCCUUAAGCUCUGUCCUGGAGGUCACCUUGGCAGGUUCAUCAUCUGGUCGCAAGGAGCUUUCGAGAAACUUGAUGCCAUCUAUGGGACCUGGAAAAAGGCAUCAACCGAGAAGGCAAACUUCAAUCUCCCACGACCAAUAAUGCUCAACUCCGACCUCACUCGUCUCAUCAACAGUGAAGAAAUCCAGUCGGUCAUUAGGCCAAUGAAGCCUAAGGCUCGAAGGGCAAUCCACAAGAAGAAUCCGCUCAAGAACCUCGGCACCAUGUUACGCCUCAACCCGUACGCAAAGAGCGCCAAGCGCGCCGAGAUGCUGACGGUCGAAAGGAGGAGAGCAGCUAAAGAAGCAGCGCUUGCCAAGAAGAGGGGCAAAUAGAUUCCCCCGGUGCAAAAUAUAAUAAUUGAGCAAUAAAAUGCUUAGUACAGAAA